UUCUCGAAAAUACACCCGGCCCUCUAUUUUGAAGUCUCCCUAUUCUGCCUCUAUUCCGAAGUUUCCGGACAAUUCCGCGCUAACCUAUAUUCUGAAUGGCUACAUUCAGCAGAUUCAACAGUCGAGUGAGCGCUCGUUGUUAUUGGUGUAUUCUUCUAAAUUUAAAGGUCUGAUUGGAUGAUCUAGAAGAAUACCUCAACAUGUUUGAUGUUGAGUCUGCUGGAUGCUGCUGGACGCGGCCAUUGAUAGUUCUGAAACAGCUGUCCCUCCCUUCUCUUUUCCUCCUUUUAAAUUUUCACUCCCUUUAAUCUUACUUAUCACGUGGCUAUCGUAAAUGUCGGAAAAAUAAGAAUUAAAAGGCAAAAUGUGCCUGAAGAACGCGCUGAUGUUACAUUUAUCAUACGUCGAGCCAUUCAGAUAAAUUGUACGAUAGAGAAUUUUAGGAUCACCCAAAAAGCUUCAUUUUCGUUAGCCAAUCAGUGCGAAACAUCACACUGAAAUAGAAUUCCUUGAUGACUCUUCUCUAGUUGCUUUUCUACCAUCAUGCCUGGGUUAUGUUGAGUAUCUCGUGUAAACAACAGUUUUUGGUUAUGGCCUCGUCUCCGAAUUUUGAUUUAAAAGAACGACUGGAUAUUAGUUUUAAAGAUACAGCGGCUCUAAGUUCAUUAUGCAAAAAUAUAGCUUCCGAAAUAAAAUCAGGUUCUAUGAAACUCUGCACCUUAGUGGAGAUACUAGGUUCUUACAUGACAGACCAAAAUGUGCUCACGAGGGAAAAGGGGGUUACAGCCCUGUCUUUUGUCUUGUCGCAGCUACCCCAAGAUUAUCUGACUGAAUCAGAAUUGCAUUUCAUUAUUACGUUUUAUUGCGAUAGGAUGAAGGAUCAUUAUAGUAUUAUACCAUCUGUACUACAUGGUAUUCAAGCAAUUGUGAACAUGACCCAUUUACCUCAAAAUGCAUCAUCAUCCUUAUUAAGAGUUAUGUUUGAGCACGUUCAAUGCCAAUCUCAGUUGUUACCUGAACGUCGCAUAAUAUAUCUAGUACUUAAAAAUUUACUAGAAAAUAGAUCAGAUGAUUUGAGAUCUAUGGGACCAGACUUAGUUUAUGGUGUUAUCAGUUCCAUGGAUGGUGAAAGAGAUCCAAAUAAUCUCAUAUUAAUAUUCAAUAUGCUACCACGUUUUAUAAAAGAAUUUCCAUUAGGUCAUUUAACUGAAGAAAUGUUUGAAGUUGUGGCAUGCUAUUUUCCAGUUGAUUUUAAUCCUUCCGGCGAAAAUAUAAAUGUGACUCGGGAAGAUUUGGCAGAAAAAUUGAUGCCUUGCUUAUGUGCUGUUCCAGAAUUUGCAGAUUAUUGCUUACCUCUUGUAAUUGAUAAAUUGAGUUCUACUCUCAUGGUUGCUAAACUUGAUUCUUUAAAUCUAUUACGUGAAAGUGUUCAAACGUUUGGGUUGUCAAAAAUAGAAUCUUAUCUACCAGACUUGUGGACAAUUUUGCAGAAAGAAAUAGUGUCCGGAAGAGACAUUAAAAUAAGAGAUGCUGCUUUACAAGCAAUAACGUCUUUAAUUAAAGUUAUGUUAGUUAAUGAAACUGUUUGUAAAAAUUUCAUUGACAAGAUAAUCGCCGAUAUAAAAUGGUCGUUGUGCGAUGUGCAACUUAGUUUGUAUAGACCCUGCCAAACACUAUUGGAAACAAUAGCCACAGUUGACAAAAUGAUGUGUAUACACAUCUUGAAAAUUGCAAUACCUCUAUGUAUUGGACAAUAUUCUACAAAAACUUCGUUAAAUGACAAAAUUGCAUUGAUAGAAACAUUAAAUAAUUGGAUGAAGAUAUGUUCCAAUCACGAUUUUUGCAUUCAAGAUGUUCCAGAGUUAUCAUGGACAAAUGUACCUCAAAUGUAUUUAGAUGACUUAACAAUAGAGAAUACUGAAUUAAAAAGUAAAAUAUUCUUUGGUUUAACAAUUCAAAAGGCAUACUUAAAUGAUGUGCAACGUUCUAUGUUAUAUAAUGCGGUAUGCAAUGAAAUUGAAACAGGAUGCGAUAAAAUACAAAUUGUAUGUCAUACAACUAUUAUAGAUUUUGCAACGUUAUAUCUUGAAGAAAUAUCAAUGUUAGUUAAAGAGAGAUUGUUAUCAAAUAUAGAUGAAACGAAGAUGGAAUUAUUAAAACGUAGAAUAAAAGCUUUAGCAGCGAUUGCUAAAAUACCUGAACUGGGUUGUGUAAUACUCCCAAAAAUAGUUACAAUGAUAACAAAUACUGUUAAUACUGAUAUAUGUGUCACAGCAUUACAGAAUAUCCAGAAGUUGGUUACUCUAAAGAAAUCUGAUUACAAUAUACAUGAAUUUCUAUAUAAGGAAUGCCAUAUUAUUGAUAAAUUAAUUUUAUACGAAACCAAUGUUGUCGAUUCUAAAAUGUUGAUAUCUAAUAUAUGCCAGUUAAUUAUACGAAAUCUUACAAUUGAGGAACAACGUGUGAUUGUAGAGAAAUACGCUGUGGCUUUAAAUACAAAAAUUCCCGAAACUGAUGUAACUGUAAUGAUGAAUCUUUUUAUUUCUUUACGAAAAAAUAUUGACCUGAAUAUAAAUAAUAAUAUGGUGGAAAAUCUGUAUAAUCUAGCAACUAGCAAUUGCAAUGUGGAUAUAAGGCAAACGAGCUGUAAAUUUUUAUCUGUGUUAUUAAAUAAAAUGAAAGUGUCAGAUCUUGAUAGGGUUGUAUCUUAUCUAGAAGACAAAAUAAAUAAUAAUUUAAGUGCAAACAAUGACAUCAAAUUAAAGCAACAUACAGUUAAUUUUCAAAUUUGGAUGACUAAAGCACUUGUCAUGAGAGGAUAUGCAAAAUCUCAAUACUUUCUGGAGAAUCUUUCACACCUAUUAAGUCACGAUGAACUAGGUCAAUUUACAGGUGAACAAUAUCAAAUUUUAGUAAGUAAAUAUGAGGAUAUUUUGAUAACGGAAAAUUUCUGCGACGUAAAAAUCUUUUACAAACAAAGAGUGUUUGAACAUUUGUUGCGACAAAAUAUUAACUUUACAAAAACAAUGAGACAGAAUUAUCUUAUUGCUUUGGUACAUUUAUUAGAACAAAUACCUGAAGAAUUAUUAUUUUUGCAUUUAACCGAGUUGGUGCCACUGUUGAUCGAGUCUCUAUCGCUUAGCAAUGAACAUUUAGUGCUCUGGACAUUGAUAUCACUCAAACUUUUUCUUAAUACGAAACAUGAUGUUUUUUCUGAUAAUUUACAAUGUGUAAUACCGAGGCUGAUGCAGUUAUCAAUGCAUCGGAUUAUGGGUGUCAGAAUUGCGGCUCUAGAAUGCUUAGCCCAUUGUGCUAAUUAUCCUGUUAUUCUAAUAAACCCCUACAAGGAGACAGUAUUAGACAAAUUGGGGAUAAUAAUCGAUGAUCGCAAACGCUUAGUUAGAAAAGCUGCAGUGGAAGCAAGAACACGAUGGUACUUAGUGGGUGCAUCUGGAGACUAGACAAAGGAAUAAGAGAUAAUAAUUUGGUUCUAUAUAGAUGUAUCUAACGCGAUUUUAUAGAUAUUUUUUGCACUUACUUUAUAUACAUUUAAAAAAAUGUAAAUUUUUCAUUAUCAAAUAUUAACAUGUUAUAUCUAAA
Solenopsis invicta (red fire ant) is the source of this 3600-nucleotide messenger RNA. RefSeq names its product MMS19 nucleotide excision repair protein homolog (gene Mms19). Bases 555 to 3461 code for a protein of 968 amino acids. The transcript is spliced from 9 exons. The record is from RefSeq and is a predicted model, not a curated record. Gene Ontology annotation, biological process: iron-sulfur cluster assembly. Gene Ontology annotation, cellular component: cytosolic [4Fe-4S] assembly targeting complex. NCBI's taxonomy places the organism in Eukaryota, Metazoa, Arthropoda, Insecta, Hymenoptera, Formicidae.